Messenger RNA from Dalotia coriaria, 858 nucleotides. It is a transcript of the gene Tspo, whose product is annotated as Translocator protein. Lineage: Eukaryota; Metazoa; Arthropoda; Insecta; Coleoptera; Staphylinidae. Gene Ontology annotation, cellular component: mitochondrial outer membrane. The transcript is spliced from 3 exons. The coding region runs from base 121 to 642 and encodes 173 amino acids. The record is from RefSeq and is a predicted model, not a curated record.
CAUAGCUUAUAAAAAUGACCUCAUAUUGUAAACACAGUUCAGUUAUUCGCCAGCAGUGCGUCGUAACGCUACCUUUUGUUUCAGCGCAUUUAUAUUCACGUAAUUGUUUAAAUAGGCGAAAUGGUUUGUAAUUCCGUAUUAGCUACUGGUGCAAUCUUGCUUCCAAAUAUCGGCGGCUACAUUUCGAGCAUACCGGUACGCAAAAACAUGGCCUGGUACGCCAGCCUCAAAAAACCGCGUUUCGGCCCGCCCGACUGGGUCUUUGCACCUGCUUGGACCUUUUUAUAUUCGUCCCUCGGCUACUCAUCGUACUUGGUAUGGAAACAUGGUGGUGGAUGUUCCGGUCCCGCGCGGAUUCCACUUAUGGUUUAUGGCGGUCAUUUGAUGUUAAAUUUAAGUUGGACUCACAUCUUUUUCUCUAUGCAUAAAUUAAAGCUGUCACUUUAUGAAAUCGCCGCGGUUGAUGUCACGGCUGUUUUAACUGCGUACUUGUUUUAUCAAGUUCAACCAGUGGCUGGUUGGCUCUUUCUGCCGUAUUUCGCUUGGUUGAGCUAUGCCACUGCACUCACAUGUUCAAUUAUGCGACUAAAUCCUGAGGAUGAAACGCAAGGAGCGACUGUGACUGAAAUUAAAGAUGAAUAGUUAUAGAUUCACCUUUUGUAGAGCUAAUAAUUGAUAAUGUUAAUAAUUUUAUAGCUUUAAAGAUACUUUAACAUUUAUAUCUUGUUUAAUGAAGUUUUUAAGAUAAAAAUGAAUUUGACUGGAAAGAUAUGCAGUAAGUUACUUUAGGUAGUUAGGUUGAAAUAAAAUAUGAAAUGGCUACUUAUUGUAAAUAAAUAACAAGAAAUUCUUAUUGUA